This is a messenger RNA of Aspergillus steynii IBT 23096, 1579 nucleotides long. Its product is annotated as NEDD8-activating protein UBA3. Gene Ontology annotation, cellular component: cytoplasm; nucleus. The record is from RefSeq and is a predicted model, not a curated record. The transcript has 6 exons. Bases 207 to 1472 code for a protein of 421 amino acids. Gene Ontology annotation, molecular function: NEDD8 activating enzyme activity. Gene Ontology annotation, biological process: protein neddylation. NCBI's taxonomy places the organism in Eukaryota, Fungi, Ascomycota, Eurotiomycetes, Eurotiales, Aspergillaceae.
CCACCACCUAUACCUGCUAGAUCUUGGAGAUUAUUGACUCACCCGGAACUUACAGAGUCCAUUAUCACCCAAUUUGGCCUCUGCUAAGCCAAAAUCAUAACACUGUUGCGCAUCUGAGCUGUAGCCCCUCACAUACCUCCGGUACAGCCGCCCGCGGUGAUCGUCUUCCGUCAUCUGCGUGAGAUUGAAUUCACAUUUUGCCCACGAUGGCUUCUACCGAUCCGUCCCUUCGAUGGAAAUACCUGUAUAAUGUCUUGAGCAAGCCUGGCCCCCAAAGCGACGAGGACUGGGUGCCUGGGCCAGAGACGAUAACUGCUCUGGAGAGUUCCAAAGUUCUAGUUAUAGGAGCUGGCGGACUGGGAUGUGAGAUUCUCAAAAACCUAGCCUUGUCUGGCUUCAAAGACAUCCACGUCAUCGAUAUGGACACCAUUGACAUUUCCAACCUGAACCGACAAUUCCUGUUCCGCCAGUCGGACAUCGGGAAACCGAAGGCAGAGGUCGCCGCGUCCUUCGUAGAGCGCCGGGUCAAAGGCGUUAAGAUCACCCCGUACGUUGGGAAGAUCCAGGACAAGGAUGAAGAUUAUUACAUGCAGUUCAAAAUGGUCGUGUGCGGGCUUGAUAGCAUCGAAGCCAGACGCUGGAUCAAUGCCACGCUCAUCGGCAUGGUCGACCCCGAAGAUCCCGAAAGCCUGAAGCCGCUAAUCGACGGCGGUACCGAAGGAUUCAAGGGACAAGCGCGUGUGAUCCUGCCCACCCUAUCGUCGUGCAUUGAAUGCCAGCUCGACAUGCAUGCCCCCCGACCCGCCGUCCCACUUUGCACGAUCGCCACCAUCCCGCGACAGCCUCAGCACUGUAUCGAAUGGGCGCACCAGAUCGCGUGGCAGGAGAAGCGCAAAGACGAACCGUUCGACAGCGACGACAUGGAACACAUCAGCUGGGUGUACAACGCUGCGCUGGAGCGCGCGAAACAAUUCAACAUCCACGGCGUCACGUUCCAGAUGUCCCAGGGCGUGGUGAAAAACAUCAUCCCGGCCAUUGCCUCGACGAACGCGGUCAUUGCAGCGGCCACGACCUCGGAGGCCUUGAAGAUCGCCACCUCGUGUAACCCCUACCUCGAGAACUACAUGAUGUAUGCCGGCGAGGAGGGCGUAUACACGUAUACCUUUGAGGCGGAGAAGAAGCCUGACUGCCCCGUGUGCGGAAACCUGGCGCGGAAGAUGACGGUCGACCCCGAGAUGACGCUGGAGGCGUUUAUUGAGACUCUGGGUGAGCGGCCCGAAGCGCAGCUGAAGAAGCCCAGUAUGAGAACGGAGGAAAGGACCCUGUAUCAGCGCUUCCCGCCCCAGCUCGAGGAGCAGACGCGGGCGAAUCUGAAGCGCAAGCUCAGAGAGCUGCUGGAGGACGGGCAGGAAGUCGCGGUCAGUGACCCGGCGUAUACCAUUGAUUUCCGCUACCGGUUGGAAUUUAGCUAGAAUGGUGCAUGAGGUGCCAGAAUAUUUACCAGUUCUUGAAAUGAGACAUGAUUUAGUUACGAUCAGUGGAUACGGCCCCUAUGACUGGAUAUGAAUACAAAACGAAG